Messenger RNA from Helianthus annuus (common sunflower), 1660 nucleotides. Its product is annotated as la-related protein 6C. Lineage: Eukaryota; Viridiplantae; Streptophyta; Magnoliopsida; Asterales; Asteraceae. Gene Ontology annotation, biological process: RNA processing. Gene Ontology annotation, molecular function: mRNA binding. The transcript is spliced from 10 exons. Gene Ontology annotation, cellular component: nucleus. The coding region runs from base 277 to 1506 and encodes 409 amino acids. The record is from RefSeq and is a predicted model, not a curated record.
GUGGUGGAUGUUAUAACAGAAUCUCUUUUUAGGCGCCAAAUGUGGAUCGUAUGUCAAAUUACCGUUACCCAAUUUCAGAAAUCCAUGCCAACUUUUUCGCGCCAACACAUCUUCACCCUCCAAAACAUUUUCACAUUUCUUGUUCCCCCUCCAACAAUCAAGAUUCAUAAUUUCAUAACAGGGAGUACUCAUUCAUUAGAUUAGUUUUCCCCUUCAUAAAGAAAAAAAAACCCUUCAAAAAUCCAAAAAAAUUAAAAAAAAAAUAAUAAACCAACAAUGGCACAGGCACACCCAGAUGAUCAUUUGCAGGAAAAACCCAACAAGGAGACCACAAAGAGGGAUGAAAAGAGGGAAAUUUCAUCUUUUAAAUUCAAUGCACAAGCACCCGAAUUUGUGCCCAGUUCGCGUACACCCCAGUCUCCGGUUUCGGGUUACUUUUACCCGUGUUUUGGUUACAUGGGUAUGGGUGGGAACGAUGGAAGUGGGUCAGGUGAUUGGAUUUAUGCUGCUGCUGGUGAUCAAGAUCAGCAAAUGCAUGUUUUUGCCAGCCCGAAUGUUAUGCUCACCAACUGUUCGAAGAAUGUCCUCACUCAAGAUCUUCAGCAGAAAAUUAUCAAACAGGUGGAAUAUCAGUUCAGUGGCUUGAGCUUGCUUGCGAACGAGUCACUGGUGAAACACAUCAGCAAGGAUCCAGAAGGCUAUGUUCCUAUAUCUGUUAUUGCAUCGAUGAAGAAAAUCAAAUCCUGCAUCACUAACAACAAUCUGCUUGCCCAAGCUCUCCGAUCCUCUUCAAAGUUGGUUGUUAGCAAUGACGGGAAAAAGGUCAGGCGUAAACACCCGUUCACAGAGAAAGAUAAAGAAGAGCUGCAGUCACGCACUGUUGUUGGUGAGAAUCUUCCGGAAGAUCAUUCGCAUCAAAAUCUUGAGAAGAUCUUUAGUGUUGUCGGAAGUGUUAAAGCCAUUCGUAUAUGCCAUCCACAACCCCAAGAGCCGAAUUCAUCGCACGCGAAAGGGGGUUAUGUUUUUAGUAAUAAGCUACAUGCUCUUGUGGAGUAUGAAACUGCUGAAGUAGCAGAGAAAGCGGUUGACAAAUUAAAUGAUGAAAGGAAUUGGAGAAAAGGUUUCCGUGUUAGGUUGCUGAUUCGACGUUCACCAAAGUCUGUUCUAAAGACUAGGAAAUCGGACUUUGACGGCCUGCUUGACGAGGAUGACGACUUUGACUGGUCAGAAGAGUCUUCUCAGCCGAAUAGUGCAACUUCAGAACCAGCUAUUGACAAUAAUAUUCAGGAGAAUUCAAAGAAAGGAUGGGCACGUGGCUGCGGUAAAUCAAAGUCACGCACCCCGACGCACGGCACUUGUGGGCUUCUUGCACCGUCACUACAUACAAGCAGCUCGGCCCAUUUGGAAGCAUCACCAACGAAGAGUCCUAAAGGCCCAAGAAUGCCAGAUGGGACAAGGGGUUUUACAAUGGGAAGAGGGAAGCCUAUUCUAACGGGAAUACCGUAAGGUUUGAUGCUCGGAUUUUGCCAGUUUUAGUUCUAGUAUACACUAAUGUUCAUUUUCGUUUGUAAUAAUUUAACAUGAAGGUUCUUUUGCCAACAUGGGAUGUUAAAAUUUAAUUCGGUGAAUAAUAUUUUGUUGAGAAUGUGUCGUUACUUAA